UCCUCUCUCAUCUCACCGCCGAUGCGCCGCCGCCGUUGACUACCUCUCCGCUUGCCAUCAUAUUACUUGCUUUAAGUAUGGCUGGGGCAUUUCUUCAAGUCGUUCUUGAUAAUCUAGGCUCGCUUAUUAAGGAUGAGAUUGGACUGAUCCUAGGCGUUGACGAUGAGAUGCAGAAGCUUUCGAGCACCCUAACCACCCUUCAAGCCGUGUUGGAAGAUGCCGAGGAGAAGCAAAUCGAGAGCAGGCCAAUUCGAGAUUGGCUGCAGAAGCUCAACGUCCUUGCUUAUGAGAUUGAUGACAUCUUGGAUGAGUGUUGCACUCAGGUGUCCAAACUCAAACACACUGGCAGCAAACUGAGUUGCAACAUCCUCGAUAAGAUUGGGUUCGGUCACAAGAUUGGAAGGAAGAUGAGACGAGUCACGGGAAAACUGGAAGGUGUUGCUGCAGAGCGCACUAAGUUUCAUCUGCGAGAGAUGCCUGUUGAUAGGCCUAGAGAAGUUGCCGCCUCGCGUGAGACGGGCUCCAUGUUGAACCAGUCUGAUUGGAUUUAUGGUAGAGAGGAAGAGAAAGACAAGAUUGUGGAGAUGUUGGUGAAUGAGGUAAAGGAAAAUCAAGAUAUAUCUGUGCUGCCAAUCAUUGGUGUGGGCGGUCUUGGGAAGACAACUCUUGCACAGUUAGUCUUUAACAAUCCGCGGGUGGUGGACCACUUUGAUAUAAGAAUUUGGGUUUGUGUCUCCGAUCAUUUCGAAUUAAAGCCUUUGGUGAAAGCAAUGAUUGAAGCCGCCACAGGGAGCACGAGAGUUGCGGAUAUGCAGCAGUUGGAUGUUGUAGAGCGUCAACUGUGGGAGUUGUUGAACAAAAAAAGAUACUUAAUUGUACUUGAUGAUGUCUGGAAUGACCAGCAAGAGAAAUGGUUUGAGUUGAAAGAUACUCUAUCAUGUGGCUCAACUGGCGCAUCCAUCAUUGUCACCACACGCCAAAAGAAGGUUGCUAAUAUAAUGGGAACACUUCCAGCUCAUUGCCUCGAGGGGUUGUCGGAUGAGAAUUGUUGGAUGUUACUCAGGACACGCGCCUUCGGACCAGAAGAAGUGGUAUCUCCACAGCUAGAAAUAAUUGGGAAAGAGAUUGUGAAUAAGUGUGCUGGCGUGCCCCUCACCGCUAAGGCGCUUGGAGGGAUUCUACGGUUUAAAAGGACACAAGAUGAAUGGAUAUAUGUGAGAGAGAGUGAAUUAUGGAAGCUCACUCCAGAAGAGAGUUUGAUAAUGCCAGCUUUGAGAUUGAGUUAUCAUCAUCUACCUUUGGAGCUUAGGCAAUGCUUUACUUAUUUUGCCUCUUUUCUCAAGGGCCAUCAAAUUCAGAAAAAAGAAUUGAUCCUUUUGUGGAUAGCUCAUGGUCAUAUUUCAUCAAAAGGUAAUAUACAAGUUGAAGAUGUUGGAAAUCAAAUAUGUAAUGAGCUACUACUAAGAUCUCUUCUACAAUCAACAUGCAACGACAUGAUCAAUAUGCAUGAUCUUGUUCAUGACCUAGCGCAAUCAGUAAUGGAGAACAAAGUCCCACGAAUACAAAGUGAAAGAAAUAUUUUGAAAACCUCUACUAUCCGCGAGGUAAAUUUGGUAGAUAGAACUGUCUUGUUUCCCAAAACUUUUCAGCAAGAUAUGAACAUUUCUUCCCUAUUGGAGCUCACAAGUUUAAGAGUAUUACAUGCAAAUGAUAAAGGGAUAAAAGUUUUGCCUCCUUCCAUCGGCAAUCUUAAACAUUUGCGAUACUUGAAUUUGUCUACAUCUACAAUUUGCAUGUUGCCAAACUCAUUAUGUACUCUUUGGAAUUUGCAAAUUCUCAACUUGGAUUUCUGUGACAGUCUAUUGGCUUUACCUAAGAAGCUGACAUCCUUACAUAAUCUUGAACAUCUAUGUUUGUCAUAUUGUAAGUCAUUGUCAGAGAUGCCCUCUAAAAUGAGAGAGUUAACUGGCCUCAAAACAUUAAGUAUGUUUGUUGUGGGUGUCAAGAAAGGUAACCAACUUGAGGAACUGCAAUGCUUGAACCUCAGCGGUGAGCUUGAGAUUCGACAUUUGGAGAGAGUAAAUGAUUACUUGGAUGCAAAGAAAGCAAAUAUUGCUGAUAAAAAGAAUCUCAGAAAGUUGAGGUUGUCAUGGGAAAGAACCGAUUUAUCCAAGUUAGAGGAAGAUGUUGAUGAAAAGGUGUUGGAAGCCCUUGAACCUCACCCCAAUCUUGAAUAUCUCUGGAUAGAGGGCUUCAGUGGUAGAUAUCUUCCACGUUGGAUGACAAAUUCAACUCUGGAAAAAAUUGUUGUGAUUGAUGUUAGAAACUGCGCAAAUUGUAUGCGUCUUCCAAAACUGGGCGAGCUAACUCAUCUUAAAAGGCUGUUUUUACAGAAAAUGGGGAUGGAGUAUAUUAUUGAAGAAGUUGGAAGUCGAAACCCAGUAAAGAUACAGUUCUUUGCUCUUGAAGAGUUGCAUUUAUCAGGCCUCCCAAACCUAAAGAGGCUUUCGAAGGAGCACGAGGGAAACAAAGCAUUCCCAAAUCUUAAAACGCUAUGGAUUACGCGUUGCGCUUCACUAAUACUGCAACCACUCCCGUCCCUCCGAAAGUUGGAUAAUCUAAAAUGUAGUGGCUCGACUCUGGCUUUAUUAUCUGAGCAGGAUAUUCCUAGGCAAUUGUUUGUGGAAAUUGAGGAGAGCCUGGCAUGUUUCCCAUUAGAAACGCUGGUAAAGUACAGUAAGCUCCGGUCAUUGACAAUUGGGGGUGCAAAAGAUAUCUCGGUGACACGAGAAGGUCUAGAAGCCUUAAAAAAGCUCACCAGUUUACGUCUAUUAUGUUGCGAUACAAUGACAUGUAUUCCACAAGGGAUGUUACAGCAUCUCACUGCUCUGUGCCGGCUCAAAAUAGUUUCCUGCCAAGAAAUAAUAGAGUUGCCAGAGGAGAUUAAACAUCUUCAUAAUCUUGAAUGGCUCCAGUUAUCUCAUCUUCCCAAUAUGAGGUGCUUAUCACAGGCUUUGCAGCUCCUCUCCUCACUCAAAUUCCUACACCUGAUCUAUCUUCCUGAGUUGGAAUUACUCCCCGGCCAGCUACCAUCUCUUCAUACGCUUGAUAUUUGCGAUUGCCCGAAGCUUGUAUCAAUUCCAGCUCUGCCAAAUGUGAAUGACCUAAGUAUCAGCCUAUGCCCACAACUAGAAAGACGGUGCCAGAGAGGAACGGGAGAGGAUUGGCACAAGAUUUCCCAUAUUCGCCACCUCCGAAUUCCUUAUAACUAAUUCAGUACCACAUGCAGAUGAAUGAUGCGUUAAGUGAGGUCAGAGAUUGGUUUAGUUGUAUGAAACCACGUGAUGUCAAAGCCCCCCUCAGCGUACAUUCUCCGGAUUUCGUAGCAACCUAUGCAGGAUCCUGCAUGCUGCACGGAUUGCACAGGGACGGGCUUUCAAGCAACGUGGCUCGAAGAGCCUCCUCUAACCAGGAAAUACCUUAUUACUGACGGCGGCGGCGUCUACGAACAUCGCCGAGCUCAUCUCCAUCUGGCAAAUCCUCACCGCACCAAACAGCUUCUCCGGCAGCUCCUCCUCCGUCUUCCCCUCCACCAAAAACCCCAAAUCCAC
Messenger RNA from Salvia hispanica, 3611 nucleotides. Lineage: Eukaryota; Viridiplantae; Streptophyta; Magnoliopsida; Lamiales; Lamiaceae. The record is from RefSeq and is a predicted model, not a curated record.